This is a messenger RNA of Acanthosepion pharaonis, 918 nucleotides long. The record is from the annotation of a GenBank genome assembly. NCBI's taxonomy places the organism in Eukaryota, Metazoa, Mollusca, Cephalopoda, Sepiida, Sepiidae.
AUGUACGGCAUGACAUUUAAUAUUUAUGGGCCGCCAAAAUAUACAAUAAACAUAUAUAUAUUCAUAUCUAUUUAUCUAUCUAUCUAUCUACCUAUCUAUCUAUCUCAAUCUGUUAAUAUCUAUCUAUGUAUAAUAUCUAUCUAUGUAUCUGCAUUAUUGCUGUUCAUGUCUACUUGGUCUCUAUACAUUAAAUGCGAUUCAUCUAUCUAUCUAUCUAUCUAUCUAUAUAUCUAUCUAUCUAUCUAUCUAGUUCAACCUCUUAAUAUCUAUCUGCACCUCAUAAUGUUUAUAUGUAUCAAUCUAUUCAUAUCUAUCUUUCACAAUGUUGGUCUGUAUCUAUAUCAACCUUUUCAAAUCUAUCUAUCUAUCUAUCUAUCUAUCUAUCUAUCUAUCUAUCUAUAUUUCUAUCUAUCUCAUCCACAGCAUAUCUAUCUAUCUGGCUAUUUAUCAAUCCAUUUCUCUAUCUGCAGUCUAUCUCUGUUCAUAUGUAUUUGGUCUUUUUAUAUCAAAGCCAAUAUCUAUCUAUCUAUCUAUCUGUCUGUCUGUCUGUCUAUCUAUCUAUCUAUCUAUUUAUCUAUCUAUCUAUCUAUCUAUCUAUCUAUCUAUCUAUCUAUCUAUUUGUUGUAUGCUACAACACUAUCUAUCUAUCUAUCUAUCUAUCUGCAGUCUAUCUCUGUUCAUGUCUGCUUGGUCUCUAUACAUCAUUCACUAUCUAUCUAUCUAUCUAUCUAUCUAUCUAUCUGCACUGUUUGUAGCUACCUAUCCAUCUGCACUCUAUUUGUAGGUAUCUAUGUUCAUAUUUUAUUGUUUUUCAUCUAUCUAUCUAUCUAUCUAUCUAUCUAUCUAUCUAUCUCAGUUUGUUUCUAUCUAUCUAUCUAUCUAUCUAUCUAUCUAUCUAUCUAUCUCAAUCAUUUUUAG